UUACAUUCCAUUUUUGCACUGAUGUUCAAUAAAUAGUGUUUUAAUGGGGCUGCAGCCGUAAUAAUAAAAUUUUCUAGUUGAUGUAUGUGAAAUUGUGAUUAAAUUGUAAAUCUAUGAAAUAUAGAUGAUAUUGGUAUAAGUGUAUAAUAGAAUUAAGGAGUUUGUUUUAGAUAUUUACGAAGUUGGAUUAAAUAAAGAAUAUACUAAACCUCCGACAAAAAUACAUAAUUAAUUUUUCGGACACUUUAUAAUAUGGUGAACAUUAAGCUUACGUGAACUGUGGCUACUACGAACUUGAAUUUUAACAUGGCCAAAAUGGAAAUUGAUGAUGUGGUGGACUUAAGCCUUGGUUCCAAUCGGGAUCCAGCUCUUACAAUAACCUCAUCUGCGAUUCGUGACGUUCGUUCUUUAACACAAAAUUCUGCGUCAUCACUUCCCAGCACUAAUUUAACUAAUAACAAUGAAUUAACAUUGUCAGAUGAAAAUAAAGUUCAACGCCGUGUUCUUAGACCACGAACUGAACCUAAGUCUUAUGCAGAGGCGCCAGAUAUCGUGUUAUUACCUGCACGUUUAAAUGGUCGACAACAUAAUGGAAAUAUAGAUUCCGAAACAGAUGAUGAAGAAUCUGCGUUAUACGUUCCAAUCAAAGAGUUGUCUCCGUCUGAAAUCGAAGAACGAGAAAAAGGCUUACGAAAACUACGAGAGGAUCUACGAAAUGAAGAAACAAAAUUAGUGUUGCUUAAAAAACUAAAACAAUCACAGCAUGUAAUGAAAGAAAAUUUGGCAUUUACACCUGUGGUAUCUUCCAGUAAUCCUCUAGCUAUCAUACCAACUGCACUAACUUCCAAAGGCUCUUUGAGUGUAACUCCUACACCUGUAGUGUCUGUGUCGACACACUCUAAAUGUCGAUCUAGUACUGUAAAUAUUAACUCUACAAGCAGCCGCAAUACUCCGUCGUCACCAUCUACAAUGUCAACAUCAUCGCCUUCUUUUAACCGCGUGAAUGCUUCUAUUCUUCCACACUCUCGUUCUUCUCUUCCAGGAGGAACAACGUUAACAACAGGAAAUUCACCUUCAUCGCAUAGAGUUAAUUCCCGUUCAAAUCUUCCAAAUCUUACCAUUACUCCUUCAGUUACAAUCACCCCAACUACGGCCCCACCUUCUGGAAUUAAACCACGCAAUAUUAAUAUAUCUGAAAGUUCGAAGUUAUCUGGAAUGAUUAAUAACGCAGUUUCCAUAACACCCUCGUCAACUCUUUUACAACAAAAUCAGCAGCAACAACAAGAUCUAAAGAGUGACCGCAGUACAUCACGUGAGGAAUCAUUGACCCCAGUACAGAGACAGGCAGCUGCAAAAUUAGCAUUACGAAAACAACUAGAAAAAACGCUUUUACAAAUACCACCCCCAAAGCCGCCGCCUCCAGAAAUGCACUUUAUUCCCAAUCCGAGUAAUACUGAGUUUGUGUAUUUAUUAGGCUUGGAAACUGUUGUGGAUUAUUUAACAACCAACAAUAAAAAACAAAAUCCAAUGAUACCGCCUUUUCUGUGCGCACAGUGCAAAAUCGAUUUCACUCCAGUUUGGAAAUGGGAGAAACAAACAAACAAAGAAACAAAAGUAAUUUGUGAACAGUGUGUUACCACAAAUGUUAAAAAGGCUUUAAAGGCAGAGCAUACAAAUAGACUAAAGCAAGCAUUCGUUAAAGCUCUUCAACAGGAACAGGAAAUUGAGCAACGAAUAACUAGUCAAGGGAGUAAAUCACCUAUAGAUUCACAUAGUUCUACGCUAUCAGCAGCUCAACCUUCUCUUCAGCAACAACUUCCACUAAUACAGCUACAUCAGCAACAACAAGCUACCCCUAGCGCUCUUGCUAAUUUGCCACCUUCUGUAACGAUCAUUCCAUCAAAAUGUCACACACCUACACCUAGUGUAGCAUCUCGACCAACACCGCCACCAUGUAUCCAACAAACACCAACCCCUCCUCCAUCCAAUACGUCUCGUUCUUCUCGUAAUCAACAGAUGACAUCACAAUCAACAUCAAAUUCUUCAAACCAAAUGCAACAACGUGAGCGAGAACAGGUUCAACAACAGCAACAACAAUAUGAUAAGUAUACCAAUGCAGCGCUGGCCGCUGCUGCUCAAUUGACUGCACUUGGUAGCUUACCUGGUUUAAAUAACCUUGCUAAUAUCAGCAGCUUAGGUAAUAUAGGCCAAUUGAACAACUUCACAUCAUUAGGAGGAUUAGCGAACAUCUCUACAUCAUCAACAGCUAAUCCUUCUGCUAGUGGACUGAGUAAUGCGUCACCGGCAGCUCAAGCUGCUGCAUUCCAAGCGUUCCAGCAACAACUUCUUAGAGCUCUCGGUCAAGGAUUAGCGGCCAAUCCGCAGCAUAUGAUGCAGUUUACACCACUUCUAUACUCGUAUCAAAUGGCAAUGGCCCAGGCUCAAGUAGCAGCUUACACAAAUAAAAAAAACUCUUCUUCCUCGUCAUCAAAGAAUCAAUCAUCAAAUUUGGCUGAUAUACAACGUGCUGCUGAACUUCAGAGGCAAUAUUUAAUGGAAAUGAUACCACAACCACAGGCUCCAGCAUCAAAUAAUAAUCGUCAAAAUAAUUGGAAAACUUAAGUAAUUAUUUGAUGAAAUAGUUGUGUUGUCUAUAAUUAUGACAGUUUUUAAAUGUUAUUAUGCAAAUAUAACUUUAACGAGUUGGCUGUAAUCACCAUCAA
This is a messenger RNA of Zeugodacus cucurbitae (melon fly), 2723 nucleotides long. RefSeq names its product transcriptional repressor p66 alpha (gene simj). The transcript has 11 exons. Gene Ontology annotation, cellular component: NuRD complex. The record is from RefSeq and is a predicted model, not a curated record. Bases 307 to 2622 code for a protein of 771 amino acids. Gene Ontology annotation, biological process: negative regulation of transcription by RNA polymerase II. Lineage: Eukaryota; Metazoa; Arthropoda; Insecta; Diptera; Tephritidae.